Erigeron canadensis is the source of this 1136-nucleotide messenger RNA. Its product is annotated as protein SENSITIVITY TO RED LIGHT REDUCED 1-like. Bases 116 to 952 code for a protein of 278 amino acids. The transcript has 2 exons. Gene Ontology annotation, biological process: microtubule-based process. The record is from RefSeq and is a predicted model, not a curated record. Lineage: Eukaryota; Viridiplantae; Streptophyta; Magnoliopsida; Asterales; Asteraceae. Gene Ontology annotation, cellular component: nucleus; cytoplasm.
GUUAAGUUAGGCUGCGCAGUUUCCGUGCCUCUUUCAAUCGAUCCUCUCCUUUUCACCCAGAGGAAAGAUUGAUAUGGAUCGAGAUCGAGAUUAAAAAGCUUGUGUAUGCUUUACAAUGGCAGCGUCUGCAGAAACGUUGAUCUCUGACCAACAUAAACUAAUUGAAGAUGAGUGGACAGUCGUUCUGCCACGUCGCAACAAUCAAAAAAGAAAGUUCCCCAAGCUUAAACCUGCAAUACAACAACAAACACAUUGGACUCCUGCUGAUCUUGAAACCACCCCGGAAAGAGAACUUCAGUUGAUACAAAAGAUGCAAAACUCCAUCGAGAAACUAGAGAAUUCUCGGUUCUUUAGUGUUUUUCUUGAUCAAAUCCAAACUUCUGAAGCUUCAAACCAUUUUGAUAACCUUACUGGAUCAGAACACAAGUUAAAGAUGGUCAUUUAUGGUAUUGGUAGCAUUGAAUCGUUUGAAUCACCUCGGUUGCAGCUUAGUCUUGCGAUUCUUAUGAAGAGGAAACUUGAUUGGAUUGGAGACAUGGAAGUGUUUGAUCCAGUUAUUUCAUUGACUGAAUCUAAGGUUAUGGAACAUCUCGGGUGUAGUGUUCUUUCGGUUAAUGAACAAGGUAGGAGGCAAGCUGUGAAUCCUAUCCUUUUUUUUAUGCCCCAUUGUGAAGCCGAGCUAUACGACAAUCUUUUAAAGACCAACUGGAGGUACGACAAUCUAAACAAAAUCAUAUUAUUUGGCAAUAGUUUUGAGAAAUAUGAGCAACAUGGAUCUAUGCUUGGGAACCCAGCUUUGCUUGAUUCAAGGAAACAUAUACUUGCCAUACAACCAUUCACAAAAGAGUUUGAGAUUUGUACUGUCUCGGAUGAUUAUUAUCGAGCCUUUCAGGGUUCAAGUUGGCAUUUUUUUAGUGUCCAACCCGACACAAACUUGCAAUUAGCAUUCUAAAACAGCAUAUUGGGUGUUAGACCGUGUAAUAGAUGAUUGAAUACAUAGAUUAUGUGCAUGAUUCAGCAUUUAUGUUAUUUACAAUGUCUUGGAUCUUCUGCAAAUGGUAGCUACACCACUUUAAGUUGUAACUUCUGGUUCGAAGUCCACAUUUGGCUUAUAUUAUUUCUUAUUCAUUUCUUUA